AUGCAGCAAACACUCUUUACACCAAACCAGAAUCAACCACCUGCAAUAAUCAAAAGCAUCGAGUCCAAUGGCACUUCAUCCUUUACAUCGGCAUUAGUGGUGAGGCUUCUCAGCACCAUAUCCGACAGCCCAAAUAUUGGGCAUAACCCGCAGCUACCCAAGCGAGAAGACAUGUUGAAAAUGGAACAGAAGGAGAGGAAGGAUAAGAGGUUGCGCGAUCUUGAUGGGUUUUCGUAA
This is a messenger RNA of Dovyalis caffra, 237 nucleotides long. NCBI's taxonomy places the organism in Eukaryota, Viridiplantae, Streptophyta, Magnoliopsida, Malpighiales, Salicaceae. The record is from the annotation of a GenBank genome assembly.